Molecule: messenger RNA, 585 nt
Organism: Brassica oleracea var. oleracea
Lineage: Eukaryota; Viridiplantae; Streptophyta; Magnoliopsida; Brassicales; Brassicaceae
Product: zinc finger BED domain-containing protein DAYSLEEPER-like
Exons: 3
Coding region: 1-585 (194 amino acids)
Molecular function (GO): protein dimerization activity
Source: RefSeq, a predicted model, not a curated record
AUGAUUGGAUUUCUAGAGUAUUGCUUCACAACUCUAGAUGCAGCGACAUGUAAGACGAAAUUGGAUCAUAUUAAGAAGAAGUUGAAGAAGUUGUUUGAUGUCUACAAGAAGAACAAAAAGAAAAACAUGGCUAGAACUUCAGGAUCAACUUCAGGAACUACAGCACAGACUACUUUACCAGGAUAUGAUGCAUACUAUGCUUUCUUCUCACAGAACGCUGGUGGUAAUGGGAAGUCAGCCUUGGAUAAGUACCUAGAAGAACCGGUUUUAGACAUGAUGGCCUUCAAGAGUUUGAAUGUUCUCUCCUACUGGAGAGACAAUGCUAAUCGGUUUAAGGAGCUCGCAUCAAUGGCAUGUGACGUCUUGAGCAUACCCAUCACCACAGUUGCUUCAGAAUCAUCCUUCAGCAUUGGAAGCCGUGUAUUGAACAAAUACAGAAGCUGCCUUCGCCCUUCGAAUGUCAGAGCACUGAUUUGCGCAAGAAAUUGGCUAAGAGGAUUUGAGUCUUUAGACUGUGAUGAAGUGGAUUUUGAACCCUUGGAGUUGGAGGAAGUUGGAGAAGUUAAUGAAACAUGUCAAGUCUGA